AUGUUUAUUUCUCUCAAUGUUCUGGCGGCGCCCGCUGUAUUUAUCGCGGCAGCCGUUGCCACAGUGCCAACACAUGUACAUGCCACUGGUGACACACGGAGUGAUGAUACGACUGUCUUCUUCGAGAAUGACGGCAACUGGACAUCUCAUGGGACUAAGCCUAGCGCACUAUUUGUCAAUACGCCCUCAAGUUACGCCGGUGCCAAUGCGGUGUGCACAGAACAGAAUGAGACAUUGCUGAGCUGCAAGGAAUACGUCAAUUUCGAGAACUUAUUCAGCUAUCAGCAAUAUCUCGGCAGGAUCACCGCUGAUCAGCUAUUCUGGUCAUCAUGCUCUUCCUCAUCCCCUACUUCAUGGCGCGGUGUUGUUCAGAGCAGCACGAAUUCAAGCUCCGACCUCCCCUUUCUGUGCACCAACAGCGCCCCUCUUGUUGACAAAGUAGAUACGGAUUACUCUGGUUUCCCCCGUGUGAAUGUCACUUACAAUGGUACGACUUUCGAGGGCAUGAGGGACCACAUGGCUUUUCGCUUCGCUGGGAUUCGCUUUGCUCAGCCCCCGACGGGAGAUCUGCGAUUUCAACCGGCGCAGCCGUGGAACCAUACUAUUCCAUAUGUAAACGCCACGAGUUACGGACCGGCCUGCUUGCAGUUUGGAUAUUUUGAUGGCAACUCGUAUGGUCUGAGUAUGUUACACACCUAGAAUAUCUUAGGAAUACUGCUUACUUCUCAGACCCCUGGGGGAAUAGUGAGGACUGCCUGUUUCUCAAUGUCUGGACGCCACACAUUCCGUCAAGCGACUCCUUGGAUCCUGACAAUGGAAAGCCCGUCAUGGUCUGGAUAUAUGGUGGUGGGGAUACACAAGGCUCAGCAGCCGACUCCACUUUUGAUGGGGCUAGUCUUGCGUCUCGCUCUGAUGUUGUGGUUGUCUCUCAGUACCGCGUCAACAUAUUCGGCCUUCUGGCUCUCGAUGAUGGUGAGCUCAACGGCAACUACAUGAUGACCGAUAAGAUCCAAGCAUUGCGCUGGGUUAGGCAAAACAUCGCUGGAUUUGGAGGUAACCCGAAAAACGUGACAAUCUUCGGUCAAUCUGCCGGCGGAUCAUCAGUCAAUGAUCUGAUCACAUGUCCCGCAAUCAUGGGCGAAGACCUCUUCCAGAAUGGUAUCGUCCAAUCCGGAAAGUCGAAUGUCGCUACUGCCGAAGUCGCCGCGGCUUACGCCUUACCCUACAUUGGGGAAUUCUGCAACGGCACAGCCACGCAGCGGGCUUCCUGUUUGCGGUCUUUACCCGCAGAGACACUGCUUGACAUCACCAACAACAGCAUCAGUUGGUAUACUGUCAUUGACGGCCACUACUCUGCCGACUACACGCAAGCCCGAUAUGCACUCGGAGCACAGUACAUCAACUCGGUCAAUGUGCUAACGGGCAACAUGCUUGAGGAAUACCAAUCCCUCGCAACCACAACUCUCUGGCCCAGUAUGAGCAACUUCAGCGAGGCAUUAGAGAUCCUCAUCAGCGACGCCGCCAUCAACGAAGCCCAAGCAGAAGCGGCCCUCAACUCAGGUCUUUACACAAUCACCAACAACACGGUGUACAACGGCAGCACAACCUACACCUCGGUCUACAACGCCUCAGUCCACCUCGGCACUGAGGGCCAACUCUACUGCGACGGCACCCUACUCCAGUGGAUCGCCGCGGCCUCAUGGGCCUUCAAAUCCCACUGGUUCUACAUCCACAACCGAGGCUACGCACUCAGCUACUAUGACUUCUACGAUUUAUGUACCUUUCCCGUGGGAGAACCAGAUACUCCAUACUACCGGUGUCAUAGUAGCGAUCUGUACGAGGUGUUCGGCACAUACUAUAUUUUUGAUCAGCCCGUGCGCGUGCCUGAGGAUAUUUACUACACCAACGCUGUCCAAGAUAUGUGGGGUGCGUUUGCCCGGACUGGGAACCCAAAUGUCGAUCCGGCUUACUUGAAGGCACGAUCGUAUGAUUCAACUAUUGACUUCUUCUUUGGGUUCGAGUGGCCGCAAUUUACGGUUACUAGUCCGAGGGUUGCGUCGCUACAGUACCCGGGGCCAGAGGUGUCUUCGCUGCCGUAUCAGGAGCACUGUGAGGUGCUGUUGCCGUAUGUGACGAAUCCAAGUGCUCCUAGUGCGAGUGCACAAGGUCAGAUUCUCUUUUUAUACUUUGGCUCAGAGAACUCAUUUUCAGGAAGGUGGUGGUGUAAACUGCGGUGGUCACGUGAGCAACCACACAACCGGGAGGAGGCUAAGGGGAUGACAAUCAUCACUAUCCCCUGCUGUAUUAGGCGCCCCUGGCUUCACAGGCAGUCUCCAACUCCCUCAUUACUGCUGAGCGCAUUCCGCACCCAUUUUAUCCAAGACAUGGAUAUACUCACACGUGCCCAAACGGGCUUUCUGUCCUGGAGACACGGAACACCACUUUCAUCUGGGGCCUACGCCUCCCCAAAGUUCCAGUCCUGGCAUACUUUUGACCCUGUCCAAAGUUGGAUGGCCACUUGGUCCGACAUCGAUACAAAUUCACCAGCUGACCCAGCUGGGAGUGGCGAUAUAUCAAGGCUUGUUCUUCUGACAUGGAAUAUUGAUGCAACGUCGCCUCAGACCGAGAAACGCGUUACGGAAAUUAUCACGUGUAUUAUCGGGUUAGAUCCCCGAGUGGAUAUCAUUUUCCUCCAAGAAGUGUCAAAGCCAGCUCUCCAGCAAAUCUUGAAAGACGAGCGUGUUCGCGAACUCUGGCUUUCGAGCGAAUGUGAUGACACGUCAUGGGGCGACCAAUCGUUUGCAGUGAUGAUCUUACUGUCUAAGGCACGUUUCACGACAAACGCCGCCAUAGGACCAAUUUGGAGGGUGAAGUUCCCUAGUCACUUUGCUAGGGAUGCUCUCUGCUGCGAUAUCUUCGUCCCUUCGCCUAAGGAACCUAAACCAGCACGGAUACGUCUAGUUAAUGUUCACCUAGACUCUUUGCCAAUCAAGCCUUCCCACCGACCAAAGCAGGUAUCUAUUGCUACAUCCCUCCUUCGCGUCGCAGGUCAAGGACUAGUCGCAGGUGACUUCGAUCCUGUCCUCGAUGAGGACAACGGCCUUCUAGAAAAGAAUGGCUUGGUGGAUGCUUGGGCAACUCUUCGGCCCGAAGAACCUGGCUUCACUUGGGGCCUCGAUGGCAAGCAACCAUUCCCUCCCAAUCGGCUUGAUAAAAUAGGCAUACUCAGGCUCCGAUCGCAUGAGAUUAAGACAUUGGAGCCGAAACCAAUAAGCGGAUCUUCCGAUGAUGAACCCUUAUGGAGUGAUCAUCAUGCUUUGAUCUAUUCUUUUGGCUUGGUCAAUGAAUGA
Messenger RNA from Aspergillus niger, 3350 nucleotides. RefSeq lists its product as uncharacterized. The record is from RefSeq and is a predicted model, not a curated record. The transcript has 4 exons. Lineage: Eukaryota; Fungi; Ascomycota; Eurotiomycetes; Eurotiales; Aspergillaceae. The annotation marks the transcript as partial.